AUGGCCAUCCCCUUCCCCGGCCGCUUCCCCCAGCGGAUAGCCACUUCCUCGCACAAGCCAGGGCCUCCUCGGGAUCUGGCCGCUCGCAGUCAAUCACCCGGCGACGGCGCGUCCGAUUGGCUGCGCCAGGAAAGCGAUGGGUGGUACCUGCUUCCAAAUGGCACAGGUCCUUCGGAAACCCUCAGCAUCCUCGAGAGGAACGAGAGGUUGGCCAAAGCCGAGAUCGCUGUGCUGGGCACGAUGUUCAUGAUGGCCACGGUGGGCAACAGUGUGCUCAUCAGUGUCCUGUGGAGCAGGAGGCAGAGAAUGUCCCGCAUGUAUGUCUUCGUGAUGCACCUCAGCAUUGCCGACCUGGUGGUGGCCGUCUUCCAGGUCCUGCCCCAGCUCAUCUGGGACAUCACGGAGAUCUUCAUGGGGCCAGAUGUACCGUGUAAAAUGGUGGCUUACCUACAGCUCGUGGGGAUGUUCGCGUCCACCUUCAUGGUGGUGGCCGUGACCGUCGACAGGUUCCAAGCGGUCUGUUAUCCCAUGACUUUUCGCAAGAAAAGAGCACGUUGGAAUGCAGCCAUAAGCACGAGUUGGGUCUUGUCUCUCAUCCUGAGUGUCCCUCAGGUCUUCAUAUUCUCCAAGAAAGAGUUACUCCCAGGGAAAGUGCAAUGCUGGGCAGAGUUCAUCCAGCCAUGAGGACCCAAGGCUUAUGUGACCUGGAUCUUCAUGGUCAUUUUCUUCAUCCCCACCACCGUUCUGACCAUGUGCCAGGUCAGAAUCUGCAGGGUCAUUCGACUGAACAUUUACACCAAGACUCACCAGAACCUUGAGGUGACCAAGAUCCAGACAGUCCAUUCGAGAGCCAGUAACAUUAACUACAUCUCAAAAACAAUGAACAAGACGGUGAAAAUGGCAGUGGUCACAGUGCUUGCCUAUGUGCUGUGUUGGAGUCCUUACUUUGUAGUGGAGCUGUGGACAGUUUGGUGUCCCACUGACAUCAAUCAGGGCUCCGUAUUUACCAUCCUCAUGCUUUUGUGGAAUUUAAACAGCUGCACCAACCCCUGGAUAUAUAUGUAUUUCUGCGGACAGAUCCCGUGCUGCACGAAAUGCAAGUCGAGCUCUUCGGCUCAAAAAGAGUCCACCGCCAUCGUCACCGUCAACCUGGCUGAAAAAGAUGUUGGAUAUGCCUUUACUGCGGUUUAA
This is a messenger RNA of Pristis pectinata (smalltooth sawfish), 1191 nucleotides long. Its product is annotated as isotocin receptor-like. Gene Ontology annotation, biological process: positive regulation of vasoconstriction; G protein-coupled receptor signaling pathway; regulation of systemic arterial blood pressure by vasopressin. Gene Ontology annotation, cellular component: membrane. Gene Ontology annotation, molecular function: peptide binding; vasopressin receptor activity. The record is from RefSeq and is a predicted model, not a curated record. NCBI's taxonomy places the organism in Eukaryota, Metazoa, Chordata, Chondrichthyes, Rhinopristiformes, Pristidae.